Aquila chrysaetos chrysaetos is the source of this 494-nucleotide messenger RNA. Its product is annotated as 28S ribosomal protein S36, mitochondrial. The record is from RefSeq and is a predicted model, not a curated record. Lineage: Eukaryota; Metazoa; Chordata; Aves; Accipitriformes; Accipitridae. Gene Ontology annotation, biological process: 2-oxoglutarate metabolic process. The transcript is spliced from 4 exons. The coding region runs from base 95 to 418 and encodes 107 amino acids.
CCCCCGCGGGCGGUGCCGCGCGCGCUGUGGGCGUGGCCCGACGCUGCCCCUCAGGCGCGGGCGGCGGGGCGCGGCGCGGCGGCAGGGGGUCACCAUGGGCAGUAAGAUGGCGGCCGCCACUAGGGUCGUUCAGGUAGUCAAGCCACAUACUCCGUUAAUUAAGUUCCCGGACAGAAAAAGUAGUCCCAGACCUAAAAUACAGGAAUCUCUACAAGCAAGUGUGCCGUCUCUCCAUGCUUCAAAAGCACAGGACUCUGUAGGAGGCAGAUCACCGGCCUUUCAAAGUAUUUCAUCUGUUAGUAGAGUACAAAGUACACCAGACACUUCUGAAUUAGCAAGAACCUUACCUCAGAAAUACAGAAGGAAACUUAUGUCAGAUGAAGAGAUUGAAUAUAUUCAACGUGGAGGUCCAGAAUAAGCACGGAAGAGAGUUUGUUGGCCACUGUUGAAGUAUUGUGUUCACAAUAAAGGCAUUUCCUUAAUAUUAAAAACAA